Molecule: messenger RNA, 5877 nt
Organism: Zeugodacus cucurbitae (melon fly)
Lineage: Eukaryota; Metazoa; Arthropoda; Insecta; Diptera; Tephritidae
Product: serine protease easter-like
Exons: 6
Coding region: 142-1455 (437 amino acids)
Biological process (GO): proteolysis
Molecular function (GO): serine-type endopeptidase activity
Source: RefSeq, a predicted model, not a curated record
GUAUGAUUCCAUCAGUGUGGAUUUAAAGCCCGUUGAUAAUCGACGCUUGUGAAAUACAGUGCUCUCAUUAUCUGAUUUUUUUUUAUUGGAAUCGAAGUUACAUACAUAUAGAGAUAUACUUAAUAGUGGGUUGAAACGAAAAUGAACUCCAUAAGGAAUAUCGCUGUUCUACUUGCAUUAACUUGCAGUGUUUUCAAUGUAGUUUCUGCGGAAGAGAGUUAUGGAGCGUGCCAAACACCAAACGGCGCACCCGGCGAAUGCAUGUUAAUACAGAAAUGCACAGAACUUAAUAACAUGAUUAAACCCAGUAUAGGAGAAGCGGAAAUGAUAUUUUUAAGGCGGAGUAGAUGUGGUGAACUUGGCAAACGUAUUCUGGUUUGCUGCCCUAAGUCUCAACAAUUUCAUGACAAUAUUUUGAAAGGAAAACCAGAAGAUGCUUGCGAAACUCCGAAUGGCAAAAACGGACGUUGCAUUUCCAUCCUUGAAUGUGGUUCUUUAUUAUCGUUAAUAAAAGAAGAUUUAUCAGCAAAUGAAAGAAAUUUCUUAACCAAAAGCGUUUGUAGACAGGAAACACGACAGGUAUGCUGCCCCGACCCAUCGACGAAUAAUCGAGGAGAAUUGCCGUUGUCCCCCAAUUGUGGAAAAACUUCGUUAACGGGGCGCAUUUAUGGUGGAACCGUGGCGGAUAUCGAUGAAUUCCCAUGGACUGCUUUGCUUAUAUACACGAGAGCAAACGGUGAUAAAGGCUUUUUUUGCGGCGCUUCUCUCAUUAAUGAUCGCUAUGUUGUAACGGGAGCACAUUGUGUUAGCAAAGAAAUGCUCGGAGGAAGUUUUCGACUAACUGGAGUCCGUUUGGGUGAAUGGAAUAUAGAGACACUACAAGAUUGCCAAUUUGAUAGAAAGGGCAAUAAACUUUGUUCGGAUCCACCUAUCGAUUUAAAUAUUGAGGAAGAAAUUUGUCAUCCACUAUACAAUUAUACCACCCAAACACAUGAUAUAGCUUUACUGCGUCUUCAAGAGAAAGUCAAUUACAAUGAUUUCACUAGUCCUAUAUGCUUGCCGGUCAGCACCAGCUCUUCCAAAAGUAAUUACGAGGGUGUAACUAUGGGCAUUGCAGGUUGGGGAGCAAUCGAAACGGCCCCUAGAACCCAAAAGAAAUUAAAAGCAUUGAUACAAGGAGAAAACUUUGAAAGAUGUAAAGCUAUAUACAAUAACGAGAUAGAAAUAGAUAAUACUAAAAUAUGUGCGGUCAGUGAAAAGAAAGGUGUCGACACGUGUAAUAGUGACUCUGGUGGACCACUAAUGAUUGUCCAAACAUAUAACGGAAGGCAAUCAUUCUUUCUGGUUGGUAUAGUUUCAUAUAGUUCAAACCCGUGUGUAGGAGAAGCAUUACCCAGCGUUUUCACUCGUGUAGAUGUUUUCAGUAGCUGGAUACAAAGUACAGUUAGAAAAUAAAAUGUUUAAUUGUAAUAUGCACUUGUAAUAUCAAAAUUCAGUUCAUUACAUUUCAUAUAUAAGUUUUUUCCGAUCCUUAGAGAUAUUGUGUUGAAAUAUCUAAAAAUUUGGUUAACGAAAUAAAUCUAAAACAAGUAAGGAAAGCCUAAGUUCGGGUGCAACCGAACAUUUUAUACUCUCGCAAUUUAUUGAUGUAAUUUUAUAAAGAUAACAAAAUCGACCAAUAUAUUCGGCAUAAAAUAGAAUAACGAAAAUCUGGUGACUGAACCGAUUUCACUCGUUUUCACCAGCGUUUGAAAAACUACGCAACUCUCGUAGCAUUUCAUUUUACUCUUGCUACCGCUCUCACUUUGUCGAGCCUUAUCAUAACAAUGUAAAAGUAUGUGCUCUACUCUGCUCCGAGUUUUGUUAGGUAAAAAACUAUAGCUGGAGCGGGAGCAAAAAAUAAAUUCUGCGCUAUGCUCCGGCGUAGCGGUAGCAAAAAAUUGAGAGCGGUAGCACAGCAGAGCUAAUGAAAAUUUUCAUGUGCUACAGCUCUCGCAUGUGUUUGUUGUUUUUUUUCUUUAGAAAUCUUUUCGAAGCAUUGCACAGAGCUGUGCAAUAUACAUUGAAGUACAGUAGUUUUCCGAAAUAACAAAUAUUCGUUUUAACGAAGACCGCUUAUAACGAACAAGCAAAUUUGUUACAUUGAGUACCUUAAAUAACGAACAUCGGAGAUUUGUAAGUACUCGGUAUAACGAACAACAUGAAGAAGACAUAUGAGUUUGUUUUUUUUUUCUUUUUCUUCAGAAAUCUUUUCGAAGCAUUGCACAGAGCUGUGCAAUAUACAUACAUUGAAGUACAGUCGUUUUCCGAAAUAAGAAAAGAUAAGUUUCUCAGAUAUUUUAAAGAAAUUCAGAGGGAAUAUUUUGCAUCUAAUAUGUCUUCGUGCCAAAAAUGAGUGAAAUCGGAUCAUAACUUCCCCUAGCUUUCAUAUACCUAACAUUAGGGUUUUCAAACUUUCAAUCCUGACCAAUCAAUUUUAACAUGUCAAAGAUUAUUACUGGUAAUUUGGCAUUUAACUAAAAAAAUCUUAUAAGUAUUGCCCAAAACACUUUAUUUGGAUUAAAUUGAUGAAAUUUAACCUUUCUCAAGUUUAUUUACCGCUAUCUAUACAAAUUAUUCACACACUGAAACAAUACGCGCAAUAUCAUCAUAUCAUAAAUAUCAUAAUAUCAUACCAUUAUUAUUUUGUAGCUUAUAGUAUAUAGGAGGAUGGACUCAUGUGUAGAAGCUCACGUAAGUGAGGAAAGUUUUUGAUUGUCAUUCACUUGGGAGUCGCCAGAAACGAUUCUUCUCCACAUGAUUCAAGCAGCUCACGACUUUACGACGACCGGUUUUAGACCAAGUCUGCUCUGGAUAGCUAACAAACAUCCGUUUGAAGGCGAGCUCAAGUAAGAAGGCGAACCCGCUUCUGCGGUUGUGCGUUGUGUACCCACCACAUAAAAACGAAGUACCAAUGACAAAUCGAAGAAAGCCUCGGAUGUUUCACCCCCCUUUUGAUGACGACCCCUGCAAACGUUUUAAGGAUAAUGAUUUAAGGGCAUGCACCUGGAAUGUCCGGACCCUUAAUUAGGAAGGUGCCUCUGCCCAACUGGUUGAUGUCCUCAUACGAUUAAAGGCUGAUAUCACCGCCAUCCAAGAAGUGCGAUAACGAGACAAGGACGAAAGAAGGUGGGUCCUUGUGACAUCUACUACAGCGGCUAUAUAAAGGAUCGCAAAUUUGGUGUUGGAUUUGUGGUGGGAGAGAGACUCCGUCGUCGAGUCCUUGCAUUCACCCCGGUGGAUGAACGUCUAGCCACAAUCCGCAUAAAAGCGAGGUUCUUCAACAUAUCGCUUAUUUGCGCCCACGCUCCAAUGGAAGAGAAGGACGAUGUGACCAAAAAUACUUUCAAUGAGCGCCUAGAACGCACCUACGAGCGCUGCCCCGCCACGAUGUCAAAAUCGUGCUUGGCGAUUUCAACGCUACGGUGGGUAAGUAAGGUGUCUUUGGCACAACAGUCCGAAAUUUCAGCCUCCAUGACGAAACAUCGCAAAUGGCCUGAGGCAGAUUCCAGCAUAAGAAAAUACAUCAAGAUACUCCUGAUCGAAACACGCAUAACCAAAUCGAUCACGUUGUGAUAGACGGAAGACAUGUCUCCUGUGUUUUAGACGUGUGUACGCUCCGAGUGGCUGGUUACAGCGAAGAUACGCACCCGCCUCUGUACAGCAAAGAACGCCCGUCAACAAACACAAGGAAUGUUCGACUACAAAAAGCUGCAAUCGCAACAGACAACCAUGAAAUACUCUACUCGACUUGUACUCCUGCUCUCUGAGAGCGCUCAUCAGCACCUUGGUGGAACGGCAUCUCAAACUUACUGCGUACCGCUGCAGCCGAAACAAUUGGAUUUCGCCAACAACAAAAAACAAGCUGGUACGAUGAGGUUUGCCGUCUCGCAGCGGAGGGAAAACAGAUUGCCUACCUCGCAAGGUUGCAAACGAUUACAACACGUGCGGGAUGGGAUAUAUACUGAGAGCUGAAGAGGGAAGCGAGGCGCAUCUGUAGACAAAAAUAGAAAGAGGCCGUAAUGAGUGAGUACGAAGAGCUUGAGAAGCUGGGAGACAGAGGUAAUGCUGAAAAUUUUAUGAAAAAGUGAAGCGACUUAACGAAGGUUUAAAGACCGGAGCAUCCUCAUGUAGAGACCAAGGUUGUAAUCUGAAAACCGAUGUCCAGGGCAUACUGAGAUUAUGGAGGGAACAAUUCUCCGACCUGCUGAAUGGCAGUGAAAGUACAACACCAGGAGAUGGCGAACCCGAUUCCCCAAUCGAUGACAAUGGAACAGAUGUUCCAUUACCAUGAAGAAAUUCGAAUAGCAAUUACCCGCCUGAAGAACAAAAAAGUGGCGGGGCCGAUAGAUUACCGGCCGUGCUAUUCAAAUACGGCGGCGAAGAUCUGAUAAGGUGCAUGCACCAGCUUCUUUGCAAAAUAUGGUAGAAAGCGUGACUGACGAUUGGAAUCUCAGUGUACUCUGCCCAAUCCAUAAAAAAGGAGAUCCCACAAUCUGUGCCAAUUACCGUGGGAUAAGCCUCCUAAAUAUCGCAUAUAAUGUUUUAUCGAGCGUACUGUGUGAAAGAUUAAAGCAUACCAUCAACAAACUUAUUGGACCUUAUCAGGGUGGCUUUAGACCUGGAAACUCCAGAACUGACCAGAUAUUCACUAAGCGGAUCGACACACACCACCUUUUUGUCGAUUUUCAAGCUGCUUUCGACAGCACGAAAAGAAGCUGCCUUUAUGGCGCGAUGUCUGAAUUUGGUAUCCCCGCAAAACUAAUACGGUUGUGCAAGUUGACGCUGAGCAAUCCCAAAAGCUCCGUCAUGAUAGGGAAGGACCUCUCCGAGCCGUUCGAUACCAAACGAGGUUUCAGUCAAGGUGACUCACUAUCGGGUGACUUCUUUAACUUGAUACUGGAAAAAAUUAUACGAGCUGCAGAGCUAAAUAGAGAAGGUACAAUAUUCUAUAAGCGUGUACAGCUGUUGGCGUACGCCGAUGAUAUUGAUAUCAUCAUAAUGAGCUGUACGAGUUAUACGACGACAUUGACAUAGUUCAGCGAAUAAAAAGACAGCGGCUACGAUGCUAGGUCAUGUUGUCCGAAUGGACGAAAACACUCCAGCUCUGAAAGUGUUCGAUGCAGUACGCCGAAGAAAGCCGAGGAAGGGGAAGGCCUCCACUCCGUUGGAGGGACCAGGUGGAGAGCGACCUGGUUCCACUUGGGAUCUCCAACUGGCGCCGAACUGCGAAGGAAAGAGAGGAGUGGCGCGCUCUCAUCGAUUCGGCUAUAACCGGCUAAACGGUUGAACGCCAAUCACAUACAUUAUAGUAUCUACCAAUAGUAUGUGCAAAAAAAACUUUAUUCGAAGAAAAUCAAUAAAACUGUGUAGAAAUACAUAUUUUCCAGCCUUUUGAAAAAUUUUAUGUUUUUAUGAAAAUUUCUAUAAAAGAAGUUCCACAUGCAGAAAUCCACGCAAGUGAGGAAAGUUUCUGGCUUUCAUUCAAUUGGGAGUGGCCAGGAACGAUUAUUUUGCAUAUGGCUCAAGCAGAUCACGACUUCCGGUCUUAGAUUAAGUAUCCUCUGGAUAGCAAACAGACAUCCGUUUGAAGGGGAGCUAAAAUGAGAAGCCGAACCCAGCUUCUGCGUUUGUGGGUAGGGUUUUUGGCCUAUCACAUAAAUAAAGCCUGUAUCAAUGGAUACAAUUAAGGAUAACGAUUUGAGGGCAUGCACCUGGAAUGUCCGGACCCUUAAUUGGGAAGCCCAGCUGGUUGAUGUCCUCAUACAACUGAAGGCUGACAUCACCGCCAUCCAAGAGGUGCGAUGGACGGGACAAGGACGGAAGAAGGUAGGUCCU